Molecule: messenger RNA, 2334 nt
Organism: Anguilla rostrata (American eel)
Lineage: Eukaryota; Metazoa; Chordata; Actinopteri; Anguilliformes; Anguillidae
Gene: p2rx3b
Product: purinergic receptor P2X, ligand-gated ion channel, 3b
Exons: 13
Coding region: 904-2124 (406 amino acids)
Biological process (GO): response to ATP; calcium ion transmembrane transport
Cellular component (GO): nuclear inner membrane; plasma membrane
Molecular function (GO): ATP binding; extracellularly ATP-gated monoatomic cation channel activity; purinergic nucleotide receptor activity
Source: RefSeq, a predicted model, not a curated record
CUUUAUUUAAUUUAUUUUCCGUCAUUCUGCGCGUACCCUAGUCGGUUUCCAUGGAAGCAGUGUCUGUCUGUCAGUAAAUAAUUGUGUGGUUUGUUUGAAUCACUUGGGUGCAUGUGUGUGUGUUUUGUGGUCUGCUGUGGACCAGUAGAAACACACCCUACUGCCCCUGGACUUAAACAGUUGUCCUUCUUAUUUAAGAACAAGAAAACCUUUUAAAUUCAAUUGACAAUGGUCUAGUUUAAUGGACUCCCAAGUAUCAGAGCAGAAAGUAUAGGAGUGUGGAAUGGAAUGUGAUGUCAUAAAGGAGUGCAAAAUUGUGAUGUCAUAAAACAGUGUUCAAGUCUGGAAUGUAGUGUGAUGUCAUAAAGCUGUGUAGAAUUGUGGAAUGGGAUGUGAUGUCAUAAAGCUAUUUAAAAGUGUGGAAGAAGCAGGUCUACCUUUGUUUUUACUCCUCAUCAGCACUUGGGUGAUCUGGCCAACAAUGUUCUCCCUGAGAUGGAGGGAGGGACAGAGAAAGGGAUGAAAGGAAAGGGAAGAAACGCCCAUGAUAAAGGAAGGGGGAGGGAGGGAGGGAAGGAGGCGUAAGUGUUUUUUUCCUCCUCAUUUCGCGAAUGAAGCAGAUACAGAAAGAGAGCGGAAUUUCAAAUUUCACUUUAAUCAAGCAAACUUCAGAGUUCGACAGAUUUUUUUUGAGCAAAGGUUUAGAGACCAGGGCAGAGAUGUAGAUGACUAAUAUUUGACUGGCAAGUAUAUAAAAAACCAAAUGCACAGAAGAACAGAGAAGAGACUGUCGAUUUAAGUGUGGGUUGAACACACAUACACGCGCACACACGCACACACGCACACACGCGCGCGCACACAAACACACUGGCAGGUCGCUGGGUCUAACUUUCCUCAGUCAAGAUGAUGGGCUGUAUUACGGACUUCUUCACGUACGGGACAACCAAGUCUGUGGUGGUCAAGAGCUGGACCGUCGGCAUCAUCAACCGGGUUGUACAGCUGCUCAUCAUCAUCUACUUCAUAGGUUGGGUGUUCCUGCAUGAGAAGGCGUAUCAGGUGCGUGACACAGCCAUAGAGUCCUCUGUAAUGACCAAGGUAAAGGGCUUUGGUGUCUACAACAACAGACUGCUGGAUGUGGCUGACUACGUAACCCCAACACAGGGCUCCUCUGUGUUCUGCAUCAUCACCAAACUGAUCACCACAGAGAACCAGGUGCAGAGCUGGUGCCCCGAGAGUGAAAUCAAGUACAGAUGCAACAUUGAUGAAGACUGUCAGAAGUACACAGGCAAAGCUGGAGAAAAUGGUGUGCUCACCGGCAGGUGCGUCAGCUUCAACAGCUCGUUAAGAACCUGUGAGAUGAAAGGAUGGUGUCCGGCUGAGAUCGACUACAUAAAGACAGAACCCAUGAUGGAGGUAGAAAACUUCACCAUCUUCAUCAAGAAUAGCAUCCGCUUCCCCCUCUUUAACUUCACCAAGGGUAAUUUCCUGCCCACCAUCACAGCCGAGUACAUAAAGAAGUGUAACUUUGACCCGGUGAACAACACCUACUGCCCCAUAUUCAGGGUCGGGGACGUCGUCCAAUUUGCCCACCAGAACUUCUCCAACCUUGCCCACAAGGGAGGGGUGAUUGGAAUAAAAAUUGGAUGGAUGUGCGAUUUGGACCAAUCAGAUGACAGCUGUAACCCAACCUACUCCUUCACACGCCUGGACGCUGUCUCGCAGAAAAACAGCGUGUCUCCAGGAUACAACUUCAGGUAUGCUAAGUACUACAAGAUGGAGAAUGGGACAGAGUACCGCACGCUGCUGAAGGCCUAUGCCAUAAGGUUUGACGUACUGGUCAAUGGCAAUGCCGGAAAGUUCAACAUGAUCCCAACGCUCAUCAACAUGGUGGCCGCCUUCACUUCGGUUGGAGUGGGCACAGUUCUUUGUGACAUCAUCCUUCUCAAUUUCCUGAAGGGGGCGGAGCAGUACAAGGCCAAGAAGUUUGAAGAGGUGUCCGAGUCCCAGAUCAGGUCCAGUGUCUCCCAUAGCAACGGGUUGUACCGAAACAGCUGCAGCCAGCUGUCAGUCAAACAGGAUGAGAAGAUGUCCAGUGAUUCAGGGGCCUUCUCCAUUGGACAGUGAGGCUGAGGGGCGGGAGCUGAGGGACCCUUUCUGUCACUAAGGUAUUUGGCUGACUGACAACUCAAACACAAGCUCUUGGAUCAGGAAGGGCAGUGCAAUCGUACCUUAGAGGGGGAAGUACAAUCCUACAGCUAACCGCAAAAGAACAAGACCCUGAACUGAACUACCCUGUUAAACAUUAACUUAUAAAGCUCAACAAGACUGUCCAAA